CCUAUGCACAAUAAAUCAUAAUAAAAUAUUAUUAUUUAUUAUUUAAUAUUUAUUAAUUAUAUAGUUAUUACUAUAACGUCUAUACUCCAGCUGCAUAGUCUAUUAUAUCAUAAAAUUGUAAAUUACAAUAUCCAAAAGUCGGGGAGUUUAAGAUUUUAGUUCCUAAUAAAGUAAUAAAUAGUUUAUCGUUUUUUCUGUGUCACUCUAUCUUUAAUAUUUUAUGCAAGCAUCUAAAAUUUAAUCAUGGCAAACAAUAAGCCAGGACGAAUAUCUGAUAAACUUGUUCGGUGGGAAGCCGAAAAGAACCCAUUGGCACCUUUAAGUCAGUCUCAAAUCAAUGCAUAUCUGAGUUUGUCCGAACACAUAGGUGAUAGUGAUUUUAUGUCUUUAGAAAUCGAAGACCAUGACAUAGAUAAAUCAGAUAUAAAUGAAGAUCCACAAAUUUUAAAUAGAAACAUUGAAUCUGCCGAGGAUUUUCAUAAAUUCUAUCACGAGAUUUCUCAAAAAUGGAUGUCCGCGGAUAUAAAACCAUGUUUACAGCUUGCGAAUGAACUAAGAAGUCAGCUUGACGAGUGGAAUUUAAUGUUAUCUAAGAUGGACGAGUGUAUGGAGCUUAUUGGUAUGUUAGAAGAAAAAUACAGUGAGGUUUCAAAGAAAACAAACUCUUUAUAUUUAGCUGGAGAAGAACUACACACUGAUCAGACAAGUCUUAGUAAUAUAUGUCAAGAAAUUAACGAACGUUUGUCCAUCUUCAAUGCUGCUGACUCUAUUCACUCAAAAUUGGAUUCACCUUCAUUCAUUGUUACCAGUGAAAUGUUUGCUAACAUGAUGAUGUCUAUUGAUACUGGAAUUAAAUAUUUAAAUUCUCAUAUGUCGUAUAAGGAGAGCAAUAAAUAUCUUGCUCUGUAUAUAAACGCCAGGUACAAAGCUCUAUCGCUUGUUCAAACUUAUAUAACUCAGUGUCUUCAGACAGGAACAGAGAGUUUAGAUACAACUGAAUUCAUAGCACACUACGGGAAGUUUCAAGCAAUUGCAACAAAAGUACGGCCAGUAAUAGAAUUAUUGGAAAACCGUAUAGAUUUGGAUCCAGUAUAUUCUGCAGCAUUGGAAGACUGUGUACUGGCUUAUGUGACACGACGAAAAGCUCUUCUUGGUUCGUCCAUAAGUAAUACACUGUCCAAUUACACAUCGAGCGGAAGUGAUUAUUGUUCAACAUUACGUUCAUCGUGUAAAAUUCUCAUACAAUUGACUCAUGACGAAAAUCGAUUGUAUCAAUGUUUCUUUACAAAUAAAUCUCCAGUAUUCAGAGAAUAUCUUGAAACAGUUUGUAUGCAUUUGUAUGAUAUGUUAAGGCCAUUAGUUAUUCACAUGAAACAUUUUGAAACAUUAGUAGAACUUUGUACAAUCCUAAGGAUAGAAAUAUUACAAGACUAUGUUUCUGAAGAUGCAUCACUUGAGGUUUUUGGAUCUGUAGCAGAGUUACUGUUACAAGAUACACAAGAGCGUUUAGUAUUUCGAGCCAAUUUAUACUUUGUCACGGACAUUUCCGAGUACAAGCCAUCACCCGGUGAUAUAGCGUAUCCAGAAAAGUUAAAACAAAUGGAAGCAAUUGCUGAAGAAAUGCAAUAUCGACAGUUGACUAGAUACGACUCGACUGGAAGUUUAGUGUCAUCUGUAUCUGAAGCGCCAUCAGUUAUGUCAAAACAGUCAGGUGGAUGGACUUCUGCUGCAGAUCUUCAUGGAAUGUGGUAUCCACCUGUGAGACGUACAUUGAUGUGUUUAUCACGUUUGUAUAGAUGUGUUGAUAAAACCAUUUUUCAAAGUCUUUCUCAUGAGGCAGUUGCAUUGUGUUUGAAAAACAUACAUCAAGCUGCUCUGUUGAUUCUCAAAAAAAGUGAAAUGGAAAUGAAAGAUAAGAAAUUGUAA
Molecule: messenger RNA, 1926 nt
Organism: Rhopalosiphum maidis (corn leaf aphid)
Lineage: Eukaryota; Metazoa; Arthropoda; Insecta; Hemiptera; Aphididae
Product: conserved oligomeric Golgi complex subunit 3-like
Exons: 11
Coding region: 244-1926 (560 amino acids)
Biological process (GO): intracellular protein transport; Golgi organization; intra-Golgi vesicle-mediated transport
Cellular component (GO): COG complex; cis-Golgi network; membrane
Source: RefSeq, a predicted model, not a curated record